UCGGCCCAGCCUCGGGGUCCGGGCUGAGGGUUCCAGUGUCCGCGGGCCCGGGUCUGCGUGCAGCUCUACCGUGCAGGCUGCGCGGAGCCGGGAUGCGCUGCGCCUGCUGCGGUUCCUCAUCAUGGAGACCAAACGCCUGGAGAUUCCCGGCAGCGUCCUGGACGAUCUCUGCAGCCGAUUUAUUUUGCAUAUUCCUAGUGAGGAACGAGAUAAUGCAAUCCGAGUUUGCUUCCAGAUUGAACUCGCCCAUUGGUUUUACUUGGAUUUCUACAUGCAGAACACACCAGGAUUACCUCAGUGUGGGAUAAGAGACUUUGCCAAAGCUGUCUUUAGUCAUUGUCCCUUUCUGCUGCCGCAAGGUGAAGAUGUGGAAAAGAUUUUGGAUGAAUGGAAGGAAUAUAAAAUGGGAGUGCCAACCUAUGGUGCGAUCAUCCUUGAUGAGACGCUCGAGAAUGUACUGCUGGUUCAGGGAUACCUGGCAAAAUCAGGCUGGGGGUUUCCAAAAGGAAAAGUGAAUAAAGAGGAAGCACCCCACGACUGCGCUGCCAGAGAGGUCUUCGAAGAAACUGGUUUUGAUAUAAAAGACUAUAUUUGUAAGGAUGAUUACAUCGAACUUCGAAUCAAUGACCAGCUUGCUCGCUUGUACAUCAUUCCAGGAGUUCCGAAGGACACAAAAUUUAAUCCCAAAACCAGGAGAGAAAUUAGGAACAUUGAGUGGUUCUCCAUUGAGAAAUUGCCUUGUCACAGAAAUGAUAUGACUCCCAAGUCCAAGCUCGGCUUGGCACCUAAUAAGUUUUUUAUGGCCAUUCCCUUUAUCAGACCACUAAGGGACUGGCUGUCUCGAAGAUUUGGAGAUUCCUCGGACAGUGACAAUGGUUUUUCUUCAGUUGGCAGCACACCAUCUAAACCCACUGUGGAAAAGUUGAGUCGAACAAAAUUCCGCCACAGCCAGCAGCUGUUUCCUGAAGGUUCUCCUAGUGACCAGUGGGUAAAGCACAGGCAGCCGCUGCCACAGAAGCCACAUGGUAACCACGCAGAAGGGGCAUCGGACCCUUUCAAAACAAAGAAUCAAAAUAUGAGAGGGAAUGGCAGAAAACAGUAUCAAGAUUCACCUAAUCAGAAGAAAAGAACAAAUGGAGUUCACAGUCAACCAGCAAAGCAACAGAAUCCCGUGAUGAAAUGUGAAAAGAGGCUACAUCCACGAAAACUUCAGGACAACUUUGAAACAGAUGGAGCAUUUGAGUUGCCUUGUUCUGGUGAAGACCCCUCGGUAGAGCCUGUUGAGGGACACUCUGUGGCGUGUAACGGACAUUGCAAGUUCCCAUUUUCAUCCAGAACCUUUCUGAGUUUCAAGUUUGACCAAAAUGCUAUAAUGAAAACCUUGGACCUUUGAUAGCAGCAAGUGUAUUGCAGAAGCCGUGGUCAGAGACCUGUUACGUUUGCGUGUCUCCUCAAGCCUUACCUUUCUCAGGUAUCUGAAAGAAAUGCAGGGAGGCAGUUUCUAAAGAGAUUUUCUGCACAGAAGAGAAACUAUAAAGAAACACCAGUUUGCACUGUAAAUGAAGUUAGGACUUUUUUACAUGGAUUUACCGUUUCAGUGUUUGCAACCGAGUUUUAGUGGCCUUUGCUUUUUGUCUUUUCCUUUUGAGGGCAUUUAUUUUGUCUUCUGAUCAAGAAAAGAGUUGUUGAUUAACUCAUCAACUAGUACGUUAGUAGGAGUAUUUCAUUUCCCCAUCGUAGUGAUUGCAUUGAGUUUUCUUCUUGAAAAUUUUAAAAGAAACGUAAAUCCCCAGUUAUUAAUGAGCAGUAAGAGCUGAAUCAUGACAUCAGGAUUGCAGGCAUUUUCUCAUUUCUCUGCUUCUGAGAAUCUAAUCCUUCUAUUUGGAAUUUGUCAGUUUAUUUAGAACCAGCAUCUCAAAACAAUACUAUUUUGCACAGUGAACUCUUGAGCACUUCAUCAGGACAAAGUCCGCAGCCUGAAGAGAGAUUGAGUCGAUGAGAGUUGAUGCUGUAAUUCUGAGCUCUGAUGUAUGCUGUCAGAAAACCUGUGCCUGCUGGAGCAGAGAGCAUCGAAGCCAGUACCUGGCAGUUACUUUGGGUCAUGCCUUGACCAUCAUGCCUCUAGCUGUUCAGUAUUGUGCAAUGAUUCUGCUCAUGUGAAGUAUCUAUACAUACUCUAGAGUGAUUAUGUGUGGAAAACUACAUCUUAGUUUUAUCUUGCAUCUCAGUGUUGAGCUGUGAAAACUGAUGUUAUAUUAGGUUCCAGUUUGCUGUAAUAGCAGAGUGACAUGCUUUUUUAUUAAUAUCUUGAAGCCCCUGGGUUAUAAAGUGAGAAAAGAAGGGGUUAUGCAAUUUACUCAGUAUAAAUAAAUAAAGCAUGUUGCUGGGGGACCCUUUAAGUAAUGUACUUAGCUCACACCUAGGAAUGUAUUUUGUAUUUUGCUCCUUCAGGAUUCUUAAAUCCAAACAAGGAUGACAAUGCCCAUUUUACAAAGGGUCGCCUGUAACUGAGGACAAUCACCAGAGCUUUAAGGAGGCAAUAGCAUUUUGGCUGCAUCUGACCUCGCUGAGAAUAUUUCCUGGGGGUGGGGGUGUUUGAGUGCAUGUGUGCCCGUGCAUCUGUCUUGUGGGAUUUUUAAAGUUUUUUUUUUUUUACAAGUGGUGUUCACAAAGUAUAUCUCUGCUUAUAAAUAUUACUAUAGAAAUCUUUAUUCUGUAUAUGUAGCCUAUUUAAUAGGGGUUCUCCUUAGCCCCUCAGAACUUUGAAAGGAAGGGCUAUUAAUGUAAGAAAUUCACUUGGUAUUACUACAUUGCUUUAGCUUUUAAAUGGCUGGUUUUAAAGAAGAAAUUCUGUUUAUUAAUGAAAGUGUCACUCUCUUGGUGCUAAGCAGGAGACUUCACAAUGAUACAGUGUGUCUAGAAUCUUUUAUGCUACUACUUUGUGAAUCCUUCUGUGACCUUUGCUGUUUAAUGCAUUAUAUGAUUGUGUUUGGAAGCCCUUACUAUUCUUGUCAGAAAUACGGCUGCUUUGGUUGGGUCUUCUUGAGCCAUAUUUAUAGUUGGUCCCAGCAUUCCAGAUUUCUGUUAAGUGGUUAAGGGGUGGAAACUUAGUUUGCUCAGCAGGUGAGUCCUUUCCACUCAUGUACUGUCACCUGGAAACCAUGUGUGUGUCUGUGUGUGUGUUUCAGAGAGAGUCUUCUUUUCUUAAAUGAGUAUUUUGGUCAGUCCCUCCAGUGCCUGUAGAGGCUGGAUUUUUCAGCUCUCUGUACUAAAGCAGAAGUGAUUAGUUACCAGAAGUAUGGCCUCUAAAGUGGCCGGCUGUAAGAACCAAGAAACGCUGUACUGCUUCAUUUCUUGCCCUGUGGGACAAAGCAAGGGGCUGGCCGGGACACAAUUCAGAUAACUGGCUCUCACAGCAGUCUGUUAAAAACAUGCUGGAAGAAGAAUUAAGGUUUGUAUGUCUAGUGUGACUCAGCUAUGCAGAAAAUGUUAAGUUGUUUUACCUGGUUAGUGUACAUCUGCUUAUGCUUACUUCUUCACUGUUCAGGUUAUUUGAGAGACCAUGUUUAGCACAGGACUGGAUUUCUUCUCUGAGCUGUGUUAACAUUUCUUCAUAGAAUCUGGUGAUGAAGAUGCCAAAUAUGCAAUAAUGUACGAUGCUAGAUGGAACAGUAGAUAGUCAGCCUUAUUAUGUUUUGUGUAUUUAUUUCAUGGGUGAGACUUUGAAAUCGCUUUGUAAACAUCCUUAGGACCCAACCACAUGUGUUCCAAGGUGCAGUGCACUGUGAAUCUUUUUAAGUCUAAGUUUGUAGGUGCUUUUAUGUCUAACUUCAGUGGUUUGAAGAAUGUUAAAUAACUUUGUCCUUAACCAUUUUACUCCAAGAGACAAAGAAUACAGUUUACAUGCUUUCUGUAAGUUUUGUUUAGAAACAGUGAAUGAACGACUCUAGUAUUUCAAACAGUGAUUCCGUCCUGAGACAUGAGGGACCUGAAAAACCCAGUAGACCUGGUAACAUGGAUGAAAUUGAUUAAACAUGUUGAAAGAUCUAAUUAGUUUUUUGUACCAGUACACAAAAAACUGGUCUCCCGGCACUGUCAGGAAUUGUGGUCACUACUUGCUGUUUUGACCUUUGAAUAUCAUUAUUUUUAUAUUAAAUAUUAAUUGGUAAUUACAUAUUAUGGAGCUAUAUAGCAGAUUAAUAUUAUGCUGUAAGACUUGGCUGUGCUAUUUCUUUUGGCGGUUCUAGUAAUUUACAUGUACUGUCAAUAAAAAAACUGCACAUCUUAGAAAAUGGCUGUAGGAAUCCAGUUCCUUUAUCAAGCACCGUGUUUUCUAAAAGUGUCAAGAACUGGUACCUGUGUACAUUUAAAAAUGUUUUAUCAUCAAGUCCCUCACCUAGCAGUCUGAUCUUUUCUAACAUUAGUUAAAUAAAAAGGAGAGGGAGGGACCUAGACAUGAUCAUUUGCUGGGCAGGUUUUCUUCUGUGGUCACCGUGACCUUCCCUAGCUGUGAACUUCCUUUCUUGGGGACUUUAUUGACAACAGUUGUGUCUGUGUUCUCUGAGGCAGUAUUUUCUUUGUGUUGUAUUCAUUAACAUUUCUUCCUCCUGGCUUUAAGUUGGAUGAUUGUGUAGCCUGAGAGAAGUGCCGAUGUGUUGUGACUUGAAGUGACCCUCAGCAAAGGAGACCACAGACUACUAUUGUGUCUAAAGGUAUUAUCACCUCUGUGUAUCUGGUGUUAUCCUUACAGCUUGCUGAAGCUGGGUCAGAGUGGUGUCUUAACACUAUAAAAUACAUUUGUAUGGUUUCCUAAAAAUCUAGAAAUGUCCUCCACAUCUUUUUCUCUCUCUGUAUAUAUAGAACUGGGUUAUUCCUGAAGCCUGUGUCAAAAGGUAGCUGAUUGAGAUCAGUAAUCUGAGAUUUGUCAGAAGUAGGUUGCCAUUUCCAACAGUUGCUCUGCAGAGCCCAAAGAGAAAACUACUGAGCAUCGCUAGCAGUUGACUGUUCUCAUGAUGCUCCAGGUGAGAAGUGUGGCCGGUGUCCAGCCCGAACAGUCAAAAGUACUGACCUUCCCAGACAUUUUCUACUCCGCAGUCAAGUGUUGUAAGUAUGAUUGCCAAGCAAUUUUUCUCACUUUAAGGACUAGUGUUUGGGUCCUUUCUGUUGAUUCUGCAGAGCUGCAGGCAUUCUGGAUUUUAUUUUUAAUUUUUUAUUACUUUAAUUUUUUAAUGUCUUAAUGUGUUUCACCUGUGCCUGUGUUUCACGUGUGCCUGGUGCCCAAGGAGGCCAGAAAAAGAGUGUCGGAUCCUCCUGGAACUGGAGUUGCCGUGUUGUUGGAAAUGGAACCAGGUCUUUUUGAUAACAAGAUAGCCCAGAGUGUGGCACAGUCACAGUACAUGGAUGUGCUGCCAGCAGUUUCCUGUUACGAACAGCGGUCGUUACUGAGGUACUUCAUAGCUGAGGGAAGUGGAAGCCUCGGUCUACUCAUGCAUAGAACUGGCUGUAAAGGCAUUUCUAUUAACUUGGUGCUGAGAGGGCUUUUUUUUUUUUUUGGUUUUUUUUUUGGUUUUUCGAGACAGGGUUUCUCUGUGGUUUUGGAGCCUGUCCUGGAACUAGCUCUUGUAGACCAGGCUAGUCUCGAACUCACAGAGAUCCGCCUGCCUCUGCCUCCCAAGUGCUGGGAUUAAAGGCGUGCGCCACCACCGCCCGGCUGAGAGGGCUUUUGUUUGUGUGGGUUUCCUGUGUACUUCAUAUUUGGUUAAAGCUUUAAGGCUUUAUUUUUGGAAGUGUUCACAACAGAAUAUCUAAUUUGAAGUCAGCAAUAGAGAGAUUACAUUUAUCUUGUCCUGGUGUGGCAGAAGCAUGGGUUCUGUCUCUGAUGGCUGCAUGAAAGCACAGUCUAAAAGGAAUUCACCUCGACAUAGUGAUUUGGGCGGUUUUGGGUCAAGGGUUCUGGGGAAAGAAAUGACAGAAGUCAGCUUCAGGGUGUGACUUGGUCUUAGUGGACAUGGGUUGCUCAGUGGGAGCUAAGACCCCCCAGUGUUUGCUGCAGGGUAGUUUUCCUUGAUUUGUUACUAGCUCGUUUGUUGAGUGCCAUUUUUUGAGCAUCUGUUUGGUAAUUAGUCUUUUGUUUGGGCUGUAUCUCUUAAUGCCUCUGACACCAUGAGAUUUUGCCGUAACUCUUGAGCCUCAAGCAGCUAGAAGGGCUCUGCUCUCUCAUGUCAAUGUAUAUAACUGUGAAGUUGUGUGGGAGCAAAGAAAACACUUCAGUAUAGUUCUAGGAUGAAAUGGGCAACGUUUCCUAGUCCUUAGUGAGCUUUUACAGAAGGUCAUAUACUUUCUGCUUGUAAUUAUUUGAUCCAAAUGUCUAAAACAACUCUAGACUGGAUUGGGAUACAACUGUACAUUUUAAAGCCAUUUCUCAAGCUUUAAGACAUUAGCACAGAGGUUGCCAGCUGGGAGAUCUAGAGAGCUGGCAGAGUUGCAGUCAUGCUUCUGGAGCAUGAGCAGUGGUGUACCUGGACACGUGGUGUGCACGAGGUGGUCCUGCAGGAAUAUGCAGUUCACUGCUGUUCAUGUAGCCCCUUCUGCUUUGUUUGAACAUUGGACAAGUAACUGUAAAUGCUAGUAUCCAAGGGAAUGAGCCUUUCGUUUCUGCAUUUUGUUUCAAAUGAGGACAGUAGACAGCUAAGUUCCAUUGUAUAAAUUUUUUUCAGUUUAACAAAUAGGGAAGAAUAGUAAAACCCUUAACUUUGCUUUAACCUUUAAAAGCUAUAUUUUUAUAUUUGCCAGUUAGUUUUAAAUCUUACAAUAGUUUUAAAAUGAAUGUUGACUUACUAGACCUAUGUCUGUUGGCUUCAAUGAAACCAUAAUGAAUCUUAAUGUAUUUACCUAUUUUAAGUGAUUUUCUCUUAAGAUGGUCCUAAAUCAGGCCAGGCAUGGUGGUGCAUACUUGUAAUCCCAGCACUUGUGAGGCAGAGACCACCCUGGUCUACAAAUCAAGUUCCAGAGAAGCCAGAGUUAUACAAAGAAACCCUGUCUCAAAAAUAAAUAAAUCAAUAAAUACAAGAUAAUCUUAAAUUUAACAAAAAUGAAGUAUACAGUUUAGUUUGGGCCCAAAGGGGAAUCCUAGCUGUGUAGCUUUAGCACUGUUUAUACUAUGCUGUGAAGACCUGGUGUCCUGGACAGUGCGGGCUUGGAACAGUCUGAUUGUGUGUGAGUCUGUCUGGAAAAAGUAAAUGGCAUGCUGUUCAUGGAAGCUGCAGAAGCUGGCACAAGCUUUACCUCAUUAAGGGUGUAAUGUUCACUGAAAAUACCUGGGCUUUAGAAUAAAUAAUUUGUAAAUUUGUUUUCUCCAUGAAUUGGUUUUGUCUUAUGUUAAAUGAUUUAACAUUUAAUCUUUGCCUAACUUACAGCUGUAUUUUAUUGCUUGGCAGUAGGGUUCUUUCAUACGGGAAAGACGGUGUAAACUCCUACAUGAUUAUGUCUGUGGCAGUAUGAAAGUUAUUUUGUGGUUAAUAGCCACACAUUUAGGGAAACCAAAAAGGAACCCCUAAAGUAGCCUGUUGGGUUUGUUGUGGUGUGACAACAGCCUCUAGAGCUGGAUUUAUUCAGUGACCUCCACCCCACCACCUCCCUCAAGUGCAGCAUCCAUGAAGUGGCUGCACUGACUUUCACUUACAUUGCUGUGCCUGUCAUCCAGUGACUGGGAUCUGUGCCUAGGACAUGGAGAUUGCCGCCUGUGUUCUCCACCGAGAAAUGCAGUGCUGUCUUUAACGGUAAGUAGGUUGUAUGCAAUCCACACUAGUUCAAAAACUAAAACCAUAUUUUUACAAUGAUAAAAGGUUGCUCACAUUGGCUUUCUGUAAGAUAUUGUGUUAAAUUUUGUCUAAUUUUGACUAUUUAUAAUACAUUACCAAUAAAAUUGGCUCCGAUUUGGUUGCUAUUUACCAUUGGUUCUGUUGCUGUUACUCCUUACUGUAAUUUUAAGGCAUGACUGUGUUACUCUUGGCUCUCAUCUCUUUGGACCAAAAAAGUUAUGAAGUUUUGUUUGCAUUAAUAGAAAUUCAAAAUGUAGAGUCCACUCAGAAAUGAGAGUGGACAGUGGGAUGUCUUAUCUUCAUUCACAGUCUGACUCUUAACAGUAUAAAUCAAGCAUGGAAAAUGGCAGUAAUUCUUAAACUUAGGUAAGAACCAGGCUUUCCACCAGAAUGUCCUGAUGUCCUUAGGUCUUAGGCAGGAAAAAUACAUUGAUUAUUCUUUUAGAGUUCUCAGCUAUGUAACUGUUGUUAUCAAAAGUUCUCUCCAUGUAGCAAAGCCGGGGUUUUAGCACUUCCACCAUGCUAGGAAGCUGCUGUCUCAAAUUACAUUUGAUGUUCUGAUUAGUUUUUAAAAGAUCAUUCAAUAGAGAACUCUUGUUCAUGCUGUUUGUGAAGACAGCCAAAUAAAAAUUGAUAAAUGAGAAUUUUUUUGUUCUUGUUUUGUUGUUCUUUU
Messenger RNA from Chionomys nivalis (European snow vole), 8493 nucleotides. RefSeq names its product decapping mRNA 2 (gene Dcp2). Lineage: Eukaryota; Metazoa; Chordata; Mammalia; Rodentia; Cricetidae. The transcript is spliced from 11 exons. Gene Ontology annotation, molecular function: 5'-(N(7)-methylguanosine 5'-triphospho)-[mRNA] hydrolase activity; RNA binding; manganese ion binding. Gene Ontology annotation, biological process: deadenylation-dependent decapping of nuclear-transcribed mRNA; nuclear-transcribed mRNA catabolic process, nonsense-mediated decay. The record is from RefSeq and is a predicted model, not a curated record. Gene Ontology annotation, cellular component: P-body; cytoplasm. Bases 122 to 1393 code for a protein of 423 amino acids.